Messenger RNA from Caretta caretta (loggerhead turtle), 1040 nucleotides. It is a transcript of the gene SPAG8, whose product is annotated as sperm associated antigen 8. Gene Ontology annotation, biological process: positive regulation of transcription by RNA polymerase II. Gene Ontology annotation, molecular function: microtubule binding. The record is from RefSeq and is a predicted model, not a curated record. Gene Ontology annotation, cellular component: nucleus; cytoplasm. NCBI's taxonomy places the organism in Eukaryota, Metazoa, Chordata, Testudines, Cheloniidae.
UGGGGCCGUCAGCGCAUGCGCACUUGGAAGGCUCGCCCCCACGCUGUUUACUGUCCCCAUGGAGACAGCGAGGCUGCCUGCGCAGGCGCAGAAGUGAUUGGCUGCCCCGAGAUGGAGCGAGAGCGGCCGCGCGAGGACGGGAGCCCGCAGGGCUCAGCUCUCACAGAGCAAGCCUUGCUGCACAGCCAGAGAGAGCUGCCAGUGAGCAACGGAGAGAUGCCAUCCAGUAUGGCUGAGAUGCCGCCCUGCCACAGAGAGCUGUUGCCCUGCGUGGCAGAGAUGCCUGGAGAAAUGCCACCCAGCAAGGCUGAGAUGGAGCCCUGUCUGGUUGAGAUGCCACCCUGCCAUGGAGAGCCGGGGGGCAGCCUUGGAAUGCUGCUGCCCUGCAUGGUCGACAUGCUGCCCAGCAAGGCUGAGAUGCCUGAGGAGCAACCGCGGCUUGAGUCCCGAGGGAAAUGCCUUGUCCAUAACUGGCAGGAGGAGAGAGCCACGAACGAGCUGGACCAAGUGCCGAGUCCAGAGCUGGGCAGCGAGGGCUUCUUCUACCGGCACGGCCACCGCGGGCUGCUCACCCUCCAGCUCCUCGCGCAGCUGGCUGACCGCACCACCAUGAAGGAUUCCUACCGCAGCCCCCGAAGGACUGGGCUGCCUGGGAGAGGGCAGCGGGAGGCCAUGCUGGAGUUAAUGCUGUACCAGAAAUACAGGAAGGAGACCCUGACGGAGCUUUACCCUCCCGCCGGGCCCAUGGAGUCACUCUCCACCACCCACUGGGACUACCGCAAGGAGGGCUUCCGGGCUGAGCUGCCGCCCCCCACCAGGCCCCAUGACUAUCGCCUGGAGCAGCCCCACACCUUCUGGCUGGAGAGCGUCCGCCAGCUGCCUGGCGUCUCCAACAUCCGUACCAGUGACACCCCCUUUAGGAGGAACGCAACCUUCACCACCCCCAUCAGCGAGUACCUGGACCAGCCCAUGCCCUACGCCCCAGAGAACUACCCCAAACUCUAGGCCCUGCAGAGCAAUAAAGAGUAGAUGGGAAUGGC